GUUCGAGAAGAGCCCGAGUUAGCCCCACUUGGCACCCCCGCCCGUCACGUCACGGCAGCGCGGGAAGGAGAAGGAGGGAAGUAAACAGCCGGCUGCUGCGGCCCGGAAAGGGCCGAGGGGUGUGCGCUGCAGGCAGCGGGGGUGCCCUCUCGCCCCUGCCCGCUGCAAUUAAGUGGGUGGCCACCCCGUGUUAGUGAUGGAAUAUGGAAGCCACGGAGAGUGAUCGUUCCUCUACGGAACAUCCUGCGUGCGAGAAGAACCAGUCAUGACUGCUGUUUCUGAAAAAGAAGAUGUUCUGUCUGCCAAGCAAAUGGAGGAGAGGGAACCAGAAACCGAAAACAAAGCUGAAGAUAGUGAUGAAGAGGAGGAAGAGGAAGAAGAAAAAGAAAAAAGCCUAAUUGUUGAAGGAAAAAGAGAGAAGAAAAAGGUAGAAAGAUUGACCAUGCAAGUGUCCUCAUUACAAAAGGAACCUUUUACAAUUACACCAGGAAAGGGACAAAAACUUUGUGAAAUUGAAAGGAUACAGUACUUCUUAAGCAAGAAGAAAACAGAUGAACUUCGAAAUCUGCACAAGCUUCUCUACAAUAGACCAGGCACAGUUGCAUCAUUAAAGAAGAAUGUGGGCCAGUUCAGUGGGUUCCCAUUUGAAAAAGGAAGUGACCAAUAUAAGAAAAAGGAGGAAAUGUUAAAAAAAUACAGAAAUGCAAUGCUGAAAAGCAUAUGUGAGGUUCUUGAUUUGGAAAGGUCAGGAGUUAAUAGUGAGCUCGUAUCCAGAAUCUUAAACUUCUUAAUGCAUCCAAAACCUUCAGGCAAGUCACUGCCAAAGUCCAAGAAAACACCCAGCAAAGGUGGUAAAAAAGAACGUAGUAGCUCUGGGACAGCACGAAAGGCCAAACGCACCAAAUGUCCUGAGAUUCUGUCAGAUGAAUCUAGUAGUGAGGAAGAUGAAAAGAAAGAGAAGGAUGAAUCAUCUGAAGAAGACAAAGAAAGUGAAGAGGAGCAACCUAAAAAAAUAUCAAAAAAAGAAAAACCCAAGCAAAAGACGGCUCCAAAGAGCAAAAAGGGCACAAGGAAUGCUAAUGUAAAGAAAGCAGAUAGCAGCACAACCAAGAAGAAUCAGAACAGUUCCAAAAAAGAAAGUGAAUCUGAAGAUAGUUCAGAUGAUGAACCUUUAAUUAAAAAGUUGAAAAAGCCACCUACAGAUGAAGACCUGAAGGAAACUGUGAAAAAGCUAUUAGCUAAUGCAAAUUUAGAAGAAGUUACCAUGAAACAGAUUUGUAAAGAGGUUUAUGAAAGCUAUCCCAAUUAUGACUUGUCUGACAGGAAAGACUUCAUCAAAAAGACAGUGAAAGAGCUCAUUUCAUGAUCUGAUGGGAAGAAAACCGCUGCAGACAUGUUCCCAUGGAUUUAAAUACUUUACAAACACCAGCAAGUGUGUGUGUGAGUGCAAGAGAGUGUGAGUGUAAGUGUGAGUGAGAGAGAGAGAUUUGAUGGGUUUUCUCCCCCCUCUUCUCCUUUUGGUAAAAGAUAGUAUUUAGUCAGGGAUGAUUCUACUGGCUUAAUGUUCUGAGUGUUAAUGGAAAUUGCUUUAAUUUCUUAAAUUGCAUUGGAUGCAGUUUAUAGCUUUUUUGCAUGGCAAUAAAUGUUUUUGCUUUUACUUUGUACAUCAUGAAAUUUCUUUGUACAAGCAGAUCUUCUAUAGCUGUUGAAGUUUUUAGUGCAUUGUAAUGUAGAGAAUUUUUAAAAAUCAAGUAAUAUGAAAGCUGUUGUAUCUGCACAUAUGCAUGCAGAGAGAGUCAAGUAUUGCAGUAUUGGGCAUUACAACUAUUUUGAAUACAUACCCAUUCUCUUGCUCAGGAGUAAGUUCCAUGUCCUGAUCACAAAUGCUCUAAACUAUAUUAUACUGUCUUGCAUGUGUAUACACCUGAGAAUUGUUAAAGCAUGGUAACUCACAAAUGUUAUUUUUGUACUUUUAAGAGCUUUCUGUUGUAUAUAAGGUUAAUUCAGAUUUCUUUGUCUCAAAUCAGGUGUGUUGUGUUUUUAAAAAUGUUUUUAGAAGAUUUGACCAUUGUCAGUGUUCAGGAAUGGAGCUGAGAUUAGUUAAGAAGCAAGUAUAACUACAAUACAAAAUAUAUAGCUUACCUUGUAAGGAAAGCUUAAUUGUACUCAUUUUUCAGUGUUUCAUUUUGUAGAGGGGAUGUCAGUUGACCUUGUUUCAAAGGCUUGACGUAAUUCUCUAUACACUGAAGCUAAUACAUUGGGGCGGGGGGGCAGGAUGCAGAUUUGCCUUCUAAAGAUAACCUCAACCUUCCCUAUGGUGGGCAAAGAUUUGAGAAAAGGCAGUGUGUGACGUACCCACUGCUCAAGCUCAGAAUCUUUGGGGGAAAUCAAAUCCCCUUAUGUAGGAAUAACUUAUUAUCUGUUUUGGCGCGUGCGCUCACAACUUUUGGCCACUUCCGGCCGACGGGGGGAACGGGGCGGCAGGGAGGAACGCUGCCGCCCCGAGGGGCUUGGACUUUGAAGAGCGCCGGCGGGGGAAACGCGGCGGGGGUGUGUGUGAGUACACUCUUCCCCCGCCAUUAAAGUGCUACCCCCGCCGGUGCCGAAGCACUGAAUCCCGCCCCAGCCCCGAAACAUUUCGGAGGCCUUUACAAUGGCCUCCGAAACGUUUUGGGCACAUCCCUAGUGCAUAAUGGGAAAAUAGGUGCCUAAAUGUUGGCUAUAGUCUAAAUAUUUUAGACGCCUGCUGCUUUGGUUCUGUUUACUCUUCUCAGUUAAAACUUCAUUCUGCAAACAAUUCACCAAGUUUUACUGGUCUUAGACUAAGUACCUGCCCCUAGUCUACUCUUUUAUUGGUAUGAAAGGGACACAUGUGAUCAUGAAUUAAAUUUCAACAGAUGCCAAACAAGUAUGUGUCAUAAUGUGAAAUGUAACUAAUACCCUCCAUGACUGUAUUGAUUACAAGUAUGGCAGAUUUUAAAUAUUGUAGUAAUGUGUAGAUAAAUCAAAAGUCAUAGAUCUGCAUUCUGAAAAUAUUCAGCCAGUUGGUAAUCUGAUUGAUCGCUACCAUUUUUACUACUUUCUUUGCAUGUACUUCUUUAUAUUAAGGCUGAAUGUAAGUUUUUGUAUUCAAUAAAUGUCUUGAAGGAAAAUGUAUAUUUUGAUACUUUAAUACAUGUACAGUAAAACUUGAUAUAGAACCAAA
This is a messenger RNA of Hemicordylus capensis (graceful crag lizard), 3205 nucleotides long. RefSeq names its product DEK proto-oncogene (gene DEK). Gene Ontology annotation, biological process: chromatin organization; regulation of double-strand break repair. Gene Ontology annotation, molecular function: histone binding; DNA binding. The record is from RefSeq and is a predicted model, not a curated record. NCBI's taxonomy places the organism in Eukaryota, Metazoa, Chordata, Lepidosauria, Squamata, Cordylidae. The coding region runs from base 266 to 1366 and encodes 366 amino acids. The transcript has 11 exons. Gene Ontology annotation, cellular component: nucleus.